CCUUGAAGAUGUUGGCACCAGCCUCUACUUUGUAAAUGACUCCUUGCAGCAGGUGACCUUUUCCAGCUCCGUAGGGGUGGUGGUGCCCUGCCCGGCUGCGGGCUCCCCCAGCGUGGCCCUUCGAUGGUACCUGGCCACAGGGGACGACAUCUACGAUGUGCCACACAUCCGACAUGUGCAUGCCAAUGGGACACUGCAGCUCUACCCCUUCUCCCCUUCCGCCUUCAAUAGCUUUAUCCACGACAAUGACUACUUCUGCACCGCGGAGAAUGCUGCCGGCAAGAUCCGGAGCCCCAACAUCCGCGUCAAAGCAGUUUUCAGGGAACCCUACACCGUGCGGGUGGAGGAUCAAAGGUCAAUGCGUGGAAACGUGGCCGUCUUCAAGUGCCUCAUUCCCUCCUCAGUGCAGGAAUAUGUUAGCGUUGUGUCUUGGGAGAAAGACACAGUCUCCAUCAUCCCAGAAAACAGGUUUUUUAUUACCCACCAUGGCGGGCUGUACAUCUCCGAGGUGCAGAAAGAGGACGCCCUCUCCACCUACCGCUGCAUCACGAAGCACAAGUACAGCGGGGAGACCCGGCAGAGCAACGGGGCCCGCCUCUCUGUGACAGACCCGGCCGAGUCCAUCCCCACCAUCCUGGACGGCUUCCACUCCCAGGAAGUGUGGGCUGGCCACACAGUGGAGCUGCCCUGCACUGCCUCGGGCUACCCUAUCCCUGCCAUCCGCUGGCUCAAGGAUGGCCGGCCCCUCCCAGCUGACAGCCGCUGGACCAAGCGCAUCACAGGGCUGACCAUCAGUGACCUGCGGACCGAGGACAGUGGCACCUACAUCUGUGAGGUCACCAACACCUUUGGUUCAGCAGAGGCCACAGGCAUCCUAACGGUCAUCGACCCCCUCCAUGUGGCCCUGACACCAAAGAAGCUGAAGACCGGCAUCGGCAGCACUGUCAUCCUCUCCUGCGCCCUCACGGGCUCCCCGGAGUUCACCAUCCGCUGGUACCGCAACACAGAGCUGGUGCUGCCUGACGAGGCCAUCUCCAUCCGCGGGCUCAGCAACGAGACACUGCUCAUCACCUCGGCCCAGAAGAGCCAUUCUGGAGCCUAUCAGUGCUUUGCCACCCGCAAGGCCCAGACGGCCCAGGAUUUCGCCAUCAUUGUGCUGGAGGACGGCACGCCCCGCAUCAUCUCGUCCUUCAGUGAGAAGGUGGUCAACCCCGGGGAGCAGUUCUCACUGAUGUGUGCUGCCAAGGGCGCCCCGCCCCCCACGGUCACCUGGGCCCUGGACGACGAGCCCAUCGUGCGGGACGGAAGCCACCGCACCAACCAGUACACCAUGUCUGACGGCACCACCAUCAGCCACAUGAACGUCACGGGCCCCCAGAUCCGAGACGGGGGCGUGUACCGGUGCACAGCGCGGAACUCGGUGGGCAGUGCUGAAUAUCAGGCGCGAAUAAACGUAAGAGGACCCCCCAGCAUCCGGGCAAUGAAGAACAUCACAGCAGUCGCUGGGCGGGACACCCUCAUCAACUGCAGGGUCAUCGGCUACCCCUACUACUCCAUCAAGUGGUACAAGGAUGCCCUGCUGCUGCCUGACAACCACCGCCAAGUGGUAUUUGAGAACGGGACCCUCAAGCUGACGGACGUGCAGAAGGGCAUGGACGAGGGGGAGUACCUGUGCAGUGUCCUCAUCCAGCCCCAGCUCUCCAUCAGCCAGAGUGUCCACGUGGCUGUUAAAGUACCCCCUCUGAUCCAGCCCUUCGAGUUCCCACCUGCCUCCAUUGGCCAGCUGCUCUACAUCCCCUGCGUGGUGUCUUCGGGGGACAUGCCCAUCCGCAUCACCUGGAGGAAGGACGGACAGGUGAUCAUCUCAGGCUCGGGUGUGACCAUCGAGAGCAAGGAAUUCAUGAGUUCCCUACAGAUAUCCAGUGUCUCCCUCAAGCACAAUGGCAACUACACAUGCAUUGCCAGCAAUGCUGCGGCCACCGUGAGCAGGGAGCGCCAGCUCAUCGUGCGUGUGCCCCCUCGAUUUGUGGUGCAGCCCAACAACCAGGAUGGCAUCUAUGGCAAAGCUGGUGUGCUCAACUGCUCGGUGGAUGGCUACCCCCCACCCAAGGUCAUGUGGAAGCAUGCCAAGGGGAGUGGAAACCCUCAGCAGUACCACCCAGUGCCCCUCACUGGCCGCAUCCAGAUCCUGCCCAACAGCUCUCUGCUGAUCCGCCACGUUCUAGAAGAGGACAUUGGCUACUACCUCUGCCAGGCCAGCAACGGUGUGGGCACAGACAUUAGCAAGUCCAUGUUCCUCACAGUCAAGAUCCCGGCCAUGAUCACCUCCCACCCCAACACCACCAUCGCCAUCAAGGGCCAGGCAAAGGAGCUGAACUGCACAGCCCGGGGAGAGCGGCCCAUCAUCAUCCGCUGGGAGAAGGGAGACACAGUUAUCGACCCCGACCGAGUCAUGCGGUACGCCAUCGCCACGAAGGACAAUGGUGACGAGGUUGUCUCUACAUUGAAGCUGAAGCCAGCUGACCGUGGGGACUCUGUGUUCUUCAGCUGCCAUGCCAUCAACUCAUAUGGGGAGGAUCGGGGCUUGAUCCAGCUCACUGUGCAAGAGCCCCCUGAUCCCCCAGAGCUGGAGAUCCGGGAAGUGAAGGCCCGGAGCAUGAACCUGCGCUGGACCCAGAGAUUCGAUGGAAACAGCAUCAUCACGGGCUUUGACAUCGAGUACAAGAACAAAUCAGAUUCCUGGGACUUCAAGCAGUCCACACGUAACAUCUCUCCCACCAUCAAUCAGGCCAACAUCGUGGACUUGCACCCAGCAUCUGUGUACAGCAUCCGCAUGUACUCCUUCAACAAGAUUGGCCGCAGCGAGCCAAGCAAGGAGCUCACCAUCAGCACAGAGGAGGCUGCUCCUGACGGGCCUCCCAUGGAUGUCACCUUGCAGCCAGUGACCUCACAGAGCAUCCAAGUGACUUGGAAGGCACCGAAGAAAGAGCUGCAGAACGGUGUCAUCCGGGGCUACCAGAUCGGCUACAGAGAGAACAGCCCUGGAAGCAAUGGACAGUACAGCAUCGUGGAGAUGAAGGCCACUGGUGACAGCGAGGUCUACACCCUGGACAACCUCAAGAAAUUCGCCCAGUAUGGGGUGGUGGUCCAGGCCUUCAAUCGGGCUGGGACAGGGCCCUCCUCCAGCGAGAUCAAUGCCACCACCCUGGAGGACGUGCCCAGCCAGCCCCCUGAGAACGUCCGGGCCCUGUCCAUCACUUCUGAUGUAGCUGUCAUCUCCUGGUCAGAGCCCCCUCGCAGCACCCUCAAUGGCGUCCUCAAAGGCUAUCGGGUCAUCUUCUGGUCACUCUACGUGGAUGGGGAGUGGGGCGAGAUGCAGAACAUCACCACGACGCGGGAGCGGGUGGAGCUGCGAGGCAUGGAGAAGUUCACCAACUACAGCGUGCAGGUGCUGGCCUACACCCAGGCCGGGGACGGCGUGCGCAGCAGCGUGCUCUACAUCCAGACCAAGGAGGAUGUUCCAGGUCCCCCUGCUGGCAUCAAAGCCGUCCCUUCAUCUGCUAGUAGUGUGGUGGUGUCUUGGCUCCCUCCCACCAAGCCCAAUGGCGUGAUCCGCAAGUACACCAUCUUCUGCUCGAGUCCUGGGUCAGGCCAGCCGGCUCCUAGCGAGUAUGAGACCAGUCCAGAGCAGCUGUUCUACCGGAUCGCCCACCUGAACCGGGGGCAGCAGUACCUGCUGUGGGUGGCAGCCGUCACCUCUGCUGGCCGGGGCAACAGCAGCGAGAAAGUCACCAUCGAGCCUGCCGGCAAGGCCCCAGCAAAGAUCAUCUCAUUCGGGGGCACUGUGACGACACCCUGGAUGAAGGACGUCCGACUGCCUUGCAAUUCGGUGGGAGAUCCAGCACCCACUGUGAAGUGGACCAAGGACAGCAGCGAGGACUCUGCCAUCCCCGUGUCUAUGGAUGGGCACCGGCUCAUCCACACGAACGGCACCCUGCUGCUGCGCGCUGUGAAGGCGGAGGACUCUGGCUACUAUACCUGCACAGCCACCAACACCGGUGGCUUCGACACCAUCAUCGUCAACCUUCUGGUGCAAGUUCCCCCGGAUCAGCCCCGCCUCACUGUCUCCAAAACCUCCGCUUCGUCCAUCACCCUGACCUGGAUUCCUGGUGACAAUGGGGGCAGCUCCAUCCGAGGUUUCGUGCUGCAGUACUCAGUGGAUAACAGUGAGGAGUGGAAGGACGUGUUCAUCAGCUCCGGCGAGCGCUCCUUCAAGCUGGACAGCCUCAAGUGUGGCACGUGGUACAAGGUGAAGCUGGCAGCCAAGAACAGUGUGGGCUCUGGGCGCAUCAGCGAGAUCAUCGAGGCCAAGACCCACGGGCGGGAGCCCUCCUUCAGCAAAGACCAACACCUCUUCACCCACAUCAACUCUACACAUGCUCGGCUUAACCUGCAGGGCUGGAACAACGGGGGCUGCCCCAUCACAGCCAUUGUGCUGGAGUACCGGCCCAAAGGGACCUGGGCCUGGCAGGGCCUCCGGGCCAACAACUCGGCAGAGGUGUUUCUCACUGAACUGCGAGAGGCCACGUGGUACGAGCUGCGCAUGAGGGCUUGCAACAGCGCCGGCUGCGGCAACGAGACCGCCCAGUUCGCCACCCUGGACUACGAUGGCAGCACCAUCCCACCUAUCAAGUCUGCUCAAGGGGAAGGGGAUGACGUGAAGAAGCUGUUCACAAUUGGCUGCCCAGUCAUCCUGGCCACGCUAGGGGUGGCACUGCUCUUCAUUGUACGCAAGAAGAGGAAGGAGAAGAGGCUGAAGCGGCUCCGAGAUGCAAAGAGUUUGGCAGAAAUGUUAAUAAGCAAGAACAACCGAAGCUUUGACACCCCUGUCAAAGGGCCCCCUCAGGGCCCCCGGCUACACAUUGACAUCCCCAGGGUCCAGCUGCUCAUCGAGGACAAGGAAGGCAUCAAGCAGAUUGGAGACGACAAGGCCACCAUCCCUGUGACGGAUGCUGAGUUCAGCCAAGCUGUGAACCCACAGAGCUUCUGUACUGGUGUCUCUCUGCAUCAUCCCGCCCUCAUCCAGAGCACGGGACCCCUCAUUGAUAUGUCUGACAUCCGGCCGGGAACCAAUCCAGUGUCCAGGAAGAAUGUGAAGUCAGCCCAUAGCACCCGGAACCGGUACUCAAGCCAAUGGACCUUGACAAAGUGUCAGGCUUCCACACCUGCCCGCACCCUCACCUCCGACUGGCGCACCGUGGGCUCCCAGCAUGGUGUCACCGUCACCGAGAGUGACAGCUACAGUGCCAGCCUGUCCCAAGACACAGACAAAGGACGGAACAGUAUGGUGUCCACCGAGAGUGCCUCUUCCACCUACGAGGAGCUGGCCCGGGCCUAUGAGCAUGCCAAGCUGGAGGAACAGCUGCAGCACGCCAAGUUUGAGAUCACCGAGUGCUUUAUCUCAGACAGUUCCUCUGACCAGAUGACCACAGGCACCAACGAGAACGCCGACAGCAUGACGUCCAUGAGCACACCCUCAGAGCCUGGCAUCUGCCGCUUUACCGCCUCCCCACCCAAGCCCCAAGAUGCUGACCGGGGCAAAAACGUGGCUGUGCCCAUCCCUCACCGGGCCAAUAAGAGUGACUACUGCAAUCUUCCCUUGUACCCCAAGUCAGAGGCCUUCUUCCGGAAAGCAGAUGGGCGUGAGCCCUGCCCUGUGGUCCCACCCCGAGAGGCCUCCAUCCGGAACCUGGCUCGAACCUACCACCCCCAGGCUCGACACCUGACCCUGGACCCUGCCAGCAAGCCCUUGGGCCUCCCACACCCAGGGCCCACCACUGCCACCGCCACAGCCACCUUACCUCAGAGGACUCUGGCCAUGCCAGCUCCCCCAGCUGGCACAGCCCCCCCAGCACCCGGCCCUACCCCUGCUGAGCCCCCUGCUCCCCCCAGCACUGCCCCUCCAGCCCCCAGCACUGAGCCUCCUAGGGCGGGGGGCCCACACACCAAAAUGGGGGGCUCCAGGGACUCACUCCUUGAGAUGAGCACAUCAGGGGUAGGGCGGUCUCAGAAGCAGGGGCCCGGGGCCUACUCCAAAUCCUACACCCUGGUGUAGGGCACCUUGAGAAGAGCAGCCCCAUGCUUGGACUUCUGCACCGUCAGGCCUCACACACCAGCUCGGCCGUUUCCUGCAUUAUUUAUAUUAAACCGACAGACAAAAACCAACCAACAACAACAACAAUGACAACAAAAACCCCAAGUCAUGAACACUUGUACAUAGAACUCUUUUGUACAAAUGAAACUAUUUUCUUCUUCUCCAUGAAGCCAGGGCACAAAGAACUUGACCAUACAAGUCGAAUCCCCCACCCCACAAAAUACGUGUGCAGAGAUAUAUACAUAUAUAGAGAGAACACACCGAAAAUCUAUAUAUCAAUAUAUUUCUCACACUUUCUUUCAAGACAGAGGCACAAAGACAGCAAUUGUUCCCCUCCUACUCACCCCCAAAUCUAGGUGGUUUUGACAAAGACCAAAAUCCCAACUCAGAGACACUGCAUGCGAUUUUACUGUUCCAAGAAAACCAGGAGUUGCUUCAAUUUGCAGAUGCUUAUGUGUUAAUACCUUUUUCUAUGAAAAAAGACCCAGCGCCGUGUGCAAUAAAGGUUAUGUUUCUACGUGGUGGCUUUUUUCCCAUCUGGCAAGUGUCAGUGGGGAGGGCAGAGAGACUUUUGUACCAGGCCUGGGCUUUGGCUCAGCACUUGAAGCUUUGUAAAAGGCUUUCAGUUAGCUAAGGUUCAUCCACUGAGCACCCUAAGGGGGACCAGCUCUGCAGCAUUCAGCCAGCAUAAACCCCUCUGAGCCAGUUGCUUUAUCUGUAAAUCGAAAGAAGCUGUAGCUCAUGAAGUGAGGCCACCU
Messenger RNA from Fukomys damarensis (Damara mole-rat), 6912 nucleotides. RefSeq names its product DS cell adhesion molecule like 1 (gene Dscaml1). The transcript has 32 exons. Lineage: Eukaryota; Metazoa; Chordata; Mammalia; Rodentia; Bathyergidae. Gene Ontology annotation, biological process: homophilic cell-cell adhesion; dendrite self-avoidance; axon guidance. The record is from RefSeq and is a predicted model, not a curated record. Gene Ontology annotation, cellular component: axon; plasma membrane. Gene Ontology annotation, molecular function: cell-cell adhesion mediator activity. Bases 359 to 6115 code for a protein of 1918 amino acids.